UUUUAACCGGGAGAUUGAACGGAACGCGUCUCGAGAGAUCGAAAGAUUUUGAUAAGAUUCAAAAAUACGCGAGAAAGAGAGAGAGAGAGAGAGAGAAAGAAAGAAAGAAGGAAGGAAAGAGAGAGUAACAAAUAGGUCGAGUUUACUCGAUUAGUUCAACCAAAUUAGUAUAUAUGUGUCUCGAAAGUGAUAAGAAUGUCAACGAGUGUGCCAAUUCUCGUCUAUUAUGAAACCUUAAUGCCACGAUCGAUAAUCGAUAAUACGAUUUUAAUCUAUUCCCGAUGUUGUAAUUAUAUAUAUUUCGAUUAAAUUUCUUUUCGUUAUUUCAUUCGAUUGAAGAUUGACACGCGAACACGGAUGUGCCUACUUGUUUGAGUAUUCCAAACAAAAAAAGAAAGAAAGAAAGAAAGAAAGAAAGAAGAUUAUUGUUCUAAGAAAAACGGCAAAGUAACGUGAACAGUGUGUUUUAUCGUUUGAAUGAAAAGUGUUAAAAGAGAGAGAGAUUACUGAAUUUCUAUAGAAUAUUAUCUUAGAAAGUAGGUAAUAUAAGUUUGAAAAAUGCAUAUUAGAAGAUCAAUAAUGUUGGGAAAUGUAAUCUGGUUCGUUGCCAUUCUCAUGUUAAUCGAUUCAACUAGAUCGGAACUAUUGAAUUACGAUAAACUUUACUCCUUCGCUAAAACAUUUCAUUUGGAUCAAUUGAUAUCAACAACGAAUACAACGGAUAACGAACUUUGGCAUGGUUUGUUGAAGGAUUGUAAAAAGAAAGUGACCUUUUCGUGUAUUCAAAAAAAUGCGUACAGUUAUUUGGACGGUACAUUCAGUGAUCAAAAUAAUAUCACGAUAUUCGAUGGUUUAACGCUUACGAAAAAUAAUUUAAAUUAUGGUACGUGUGGGAUAGGAAAUAAUGAUCGGAGGAGUAUCGAUGAGAAUCUGAUAGAUGAUGAUAGAUCUAUGAACAAAAAUUGCGAGUUGGAGGAUGACGAAAACGAUGAUAAAGAAAACGAUGCGAAUGGUACGAGAAGACGUGGUAGAAUGAUGGAUGAACGACCUAAAUCACCGUUGGAAGAAAUAACCGAUGCACUUAGGCAAAAAGCUAUGAAAUUUUUGGUUACGAGAAAUUACGAGAUUGAAUUGCCUAAAAUUUUGUUCGAAGGUACAACGAUGAAGAUAAGUCCACGACAAAUUGACGAUACCGGUGCACUAAUUAGAUUAGAUUUCAACCAAGGUAGUGGUGUCAGUAACGAGGGAAGAAUAUUUAAGAAAAUAAAAAAAUUCAUACAGAACAAAUUGAUAUUUAGUUUUAUAGCAUUGAUAUUGAUCAUCAAAUUGAUCAAAGUGAAAUUUUUAUUCGUAAUACCAUUCUUAUUCGGAGUUGGUGCUGCAAAGAAAUUAUUCUUAAAAUUAUUACUCUUCCUUAUACCACCGUUUGCUCAUAUAUUUAAAUUGUGCUCGAGUUUCUAUACGUCACAUGGACCGAAAUAUCAUCAUCACCAUCAUCAGAUUGCCCAUCAUCAUCACCACGUUCCCGUUCCAGUACCGGUACCAGCUUACUAUGAUCACCAUCAUCAUCACGAAGAUGAUUUCAAUGGUUAUGAUUACGCUCAUCCCCAUAUACAAUAUCGGAAAGACGUGGAAGAAUUGAAAGAGUGGGGUAUCGAGCCGUACGAUGAUUUAUACGAGGAUACAACAAACAAACACGUUCCUGGUGUUUUACCAGCACCAAUGAAUAAUCCAAUUUCUGAAUAUCCAACAGGAACUAAUUACAAUAAUCAAUAUGGUAUUCCCCAAUAUGCAGCAAAUGUUAGACCAGUUGUAGUUUCACCAUCGUACAAAGACAAAUAUCCUCUUUCGAUCUCAGCUCACGCACAUAAUUUGGCCUACUCGGGAUACCUCGAUGACAAAUACAAUCGUCGUGUUGUCGAACCCAAUGGUAUAUCUACUUCCGUUAAGUCUGUCAACGUUCUACCGGGUGUUCCAGUAAAACAACCAAUAACGAACGUGAAGAAAAAUACUUACGGGAUUCUAAGUCAAGCUAAUGUUAGACAGGCUGCAACUGUACCGAGGAUAAACAAGGUCGUUGCUACUUCGAAAAAUUCAAUCGUCUCGUCGUCGUCAGUUACGCAGACAUACGACGAUGAUUAUUACGGACCUAUAAUUAAUCGUUUGGAAGAUAUUUUUGCACAAUUGAGAUUCUUCGAUGAAUCUUGCCGCGAGAGGCUCAUUUGCAGCAUGUACAAAAAUCCAACCGUUUACUCACCUCACAGUAAUCUAGUCUCGAACGAAUUAUCCAGAGAUCCGCAAGAAUUGAAACGUGGCACGUUGGAGAGUGCUUCAAGUCAAAAGUUUCAUAAAUAUUUGAACGCUGCUAGAAUAGGUCAAGAUCGUGGCGAUUGCGUACGAACGUAUCCCUGUCACAUAAAUACGGAAUAAAAUAUUAUUUAAUUUUGUAACACACACCUGUGUGUCUUUAUGUGUGUGUGUGUGUGCGUGUGGUUUAUUAUGAUACAAUAAAUAAAGAUGUAUGUGCAUCUCAUCUAGCGGUAAUUAGAUAAUCUGUGUGAGAAACUUAUAUGCGUGGCACGUUAUUCUAACUUUCCAUGAAGUUAGACGACGCGUUUAAACCAGUGAAGUGUUUGCUCGUUCCUCGAUACACGACGUUUUAUAUUUUAACAAUAUUGCCAUGAUUAAUGUUAAGUGUGAAAAUAUUCCAUGUAAAAAAAAAAAUUAUACCCUUUCCAUAACACCAGUUUCUAUCGAAUCUGACGAUAAUUUAGAUUCGAUCCAUCGUUACAGCGAUGUCUCACGUUAUUUUUAAUAAUAUCAUUGUCAAUGCCGAGUAUUAAUUAAUUUCAUUCAUCUAAUUUGUUUUGUAUAAAUGUAUGAAUUUAAAAAUAUUUAGCCUUGACAAGAUAUCGCUAAUUCGUUAGAUAUUACACCAACAGGUAUAUAUAAUAUUAUGUGAUUUUUAUAUAAUAAGAUUU
Messenger RNA from Polistes canadensis, 2981 nucleotides. RefSeq lists its product as uncharacterized. The coding region runs from base 559 to 2430 and encodes 623 amino acids. NCBI's taxonomy places the organism in Eukaryota, Metazoa, Arthropoda, Insecta, Hymenoptera, Vespidae. The transcript is spliced from 4 exons. The record is from RefSeq and is a predicted model, not a curated record.